Messenger RNA from Frankliniella occidentalis (western flower thrips), 998 nucleotides. It is a transcript of the gene RpL6, whose product is annotated as 60S ribosomal protein L6. The transcript is spliced from 6 exons. Gene Ontology annotation, cellular component: ribosome; cytosolic large ribosomal subunit. NCBI's taxonomy places the organism in Eukaryota, Metazoa, Arthropoda, Insecta, Thysanoptera, Thripidae. The coding region runs from base 161 to 958 and encodes 265 amino acids. The record is from RefSeq and is a predicted model, not a curated record. Gene Ontology annotation, biological process: ribosomal large subunit assembly; cytoplasmic translation. Gene Ontology annotation, molecular function: structural constituent of ribosome; RNA binding.
AAAAUUGAAGUUGGUAGUUGAUUACGAAUGAACACAUGCUUUGCUUAUCGACUGAGUAUCGGUUGGUGAACCUGGACCGGACGUCAGGCAGAAGCAGUUAUACCGACUCUGUAUAAAGCUCUUCCGUUUUGUAAUUCUUUCCAGGUGAACGUCCAGAAAUAUGGCGGAUCCCAAAACCAAGAAGGCUCCAGCCGCUAAGGGCGCUGCGAAGGGUGCCGUCACCAAGAGGAAUGGUCUCAACGCCAACCUAAGCAAUGGUGUCUACCGCUUCAGCCGGUCUCGCCAGUACCACAAGAAGGCCCUGUGGAAAUUCAUGGGCAAGAAAACUGCCAAGACAGUGAAGCCCCAGAAGCCUCGCACUGUUGAGAAGCCCAUUGGUGGAGACAAGAACGGUGGCAAGCGUGUUGUCUUGAUCAAGAAGAGGACCUCCGCCUACCCUACAGCCAAUAGGAUCCGCAAGCACCCCACCAAGAAACUCUUCUCAGAACACAGGCGCUACACCAGGCCAACCCUUACACCCGGCACUGUGUGCAUUCUUCUCGCUGGUGUUCACAAGGGCAAGCGAGUUGUCCUUAUGAAGGUGUUGAAGAGUGGUCUGCUCCUUGUUAAUGGACCCUUCAAAGUAAAUGCAUGCCCACUGAGACGUGUGCACCAGAACUUUGUGAUUGCCACUAGCACCACCAUCGACAUCUCUGGUGUGAAAUUGCCAGAGAAAAUUAACGAUGACUACUUCCGCCGCCAGCGUGUCAAGAGAGCCAAGAAGGAAGAGGGUGAAAUUUUUGCCAAGAAAGAGGAGAAAUAUGCUCCCUCUGAAGAAAGGAAGAAGGAUCAGGCUGAGGUAGACAAACAGCUUAUUGAAGCCAUCAGGAAGAACCCUGAGAAGAAGACCAUGUUUGCCUACCUUAAAUCCAUGUUUGGAUUGAGGUCAUCUCAGUAUCCUCACAGGAUUAAAUUCUAGAAUCCUUUUAAGAAAUUAAAUAAACAAAAAAAAAAUCAAA